GUCAGGUACCCACUUGAUGUGUGCUGGUGCCCUGUCGUCCUUCCACAGGGCAAAAAUCCAGGCACGCAGGUCUCGCAUGUGAUGGGGAGACGUCCCUCGCCUCGUGAGCGAGAUAAUCGAUGGGAGAGGAAACAAAGAAAUGUUCGGGUCGCAGUCGUUGAAAUUCCUCACUCACCUCACGGGAGGAAUCCCCAGUGGGUCCCACUACGACACAUUUCCGUGGGUGCCAUCAGACCAACCCACAGCGAAGUCCUUUUCCGUCAGCCACCACCGACACCCAAAGGAAAACCCCAUUCACUCCAGACCUCUCGCUCCCAACAGCAGUAGGAUCUCACCGUCCCGACCAUCAUCGUCGUCGUCGCGCGGCCCCAACGACGGCGAAAAAAAAGUUGGGAAACAGUUCACGAUUGCGGGACACCGAUCGUCAGUCACUAGCAAUGCCUAUAGAGUGGAAGAGAAAAAAUCCCCGGUAGCGCACAUGCAUCUGCGCUCGCUAGCCUUCCUCUACCACGAUCGUCAACCAUCGUUCGUUCAUGUCUGUCUGCUGCAAUGCGCGAGCACAACGCUCCCAUCCGCCUUUCACGCCGUCGUUGUAGCUGUCUGUCCCACGAUCUGUCCCUGUGGCAAGAAGGAAGGAAACAAACCGCAUGGCAGGCGAAAACACCCUCUUGAAAUGCACGCGUGACAGCUGAACGAUUCGGCGGCUGGCUGGAGGGCCUGCGUCCUGCCUCUCCAGCGGACACAACCGCCGCGCUGGUCCUUCGUGUCAAAUCCAUCACGAUGAAGCAGAGAUCCCAAUUGAAAAUUAUGAGCUAGUAUCAACGAGAAUCCGAUACCUGUAGAUCCCAGACUCGAUAGUCCGGUUUUACAAUUAUACAGCAUGCCGCAGAUCUUCUUCGCGCGCGCGGGGCUCCCGACAGAUAUAUUCGAGGAGGCUCGCGGGAGAAACA
Messenger RNA from Dissoconium aciculare CBS 342.82, 950 nucleotides. RefSeq lists its product as uncharacterized. The coding region runs from base 140 to 685 and encodes 181 amino acids. NCBI's taxonomy places the organism in Eukaryota, Fungi, Ascomycota, Dothideomycetes, Mycosphaerellales, Dissoconiaceae. The record is from RefSeq and is a predicted model, not a curated record. The transcript has a single exon.